This is a messenger RNA of Penicillium soppii, 312 nucleotides long. RefSeq names its product LSM domain-containing protein. Bases 1 to 312 code for a protein of 103 amino acids. Lineage: Eukaryota; Fungi; Ascomycota; Eurotiomycetes; Eurotiales; Aspergillaceae. The transcript is spliced from 2 exons. Gene Ontology annotation, cellular component: NatC complex. The record is from RefSeq and is a predicted model, not a curated record.
AUGGAAGAAAACCAGGCCGUUCAAUACUUGGAGAGCCUUUUGGGUCGUACCAUGCGGAUACACACAACAGAUACUCGAAUGUUUAUUGGACUAUUCAAGUGCACCGAUGCUGAUCGGAACAUUAUCCUCGCCAACUCAUUUGAAUAUCGUAUGCCCACCACAGCUUCCGUACAAGCCGCUGUGAAAGAAAAGGAUGCGUGGGGAGAAGGAUCCGAAGGGAAAGCCACAACUGUCAAGGUGAACAUGACGCACCGGCUGAUAGGUCUAAUCGUGAUUCCUGGACGACACAUCACGAAAAUAGAGCUGGAGUAA